Desarmillaria tabescens is the source of this 1123-nucleotide messenger RNA. RefSeq lists its product as uncharacterized. The record is from RefSeq and is a predicted model, not a curated record. Bases 175 to 840 code for a protein of 221 amino acids. NCBI's taxonomy places the organism in Eukaryota, Fungi, Basidiomycota, Agaricomycetes, Agaricales, Physalacriaceae. The transcript has 3 exons.
CAAGUUCUUGAUUUCCAGCGGGCCGAGCCUGAAGGUCUGAUCUCAGACCAAUCAGUAGGAUUUUUUUACUUUUAGGUGCGUCUGAGGGCUACAUAAGUUCUACCGUCCAGUCCUUUGCUUUGCAUCAACGCCUCGUCUUCACUCUUACAAGUCUUCUACUAUAAUCACAUCCUCAUGUCUCAACCAAUCGUAGCGCCCAGGGCACGAUGCACUCAUGUUACUGAUGGGGCUGUGACCUGUUACUAUCCGCGGUUUAAUCCUCCUUCGUCGCCAUCCCAGGAUCAGAUCAGCUGUGUUGACUGUGGACAUGGUGUCCAUGCACAUGUCGACUACGAGUCAAAGGUGGUCUACCAUAACCCCACCACUCAUUGUGCGGCAUUUGCUCAAAAGGCAUAUAAAUCACAUGCAUGUACUUGCACCGUACAACUUUUUGACCAUGAGGCCAUCGUGAACGCGUAUCAUUCGAUCUCAGUGCCUCACAGCCCGGUUCCCCCCACGAACAGUCUCGAUAGCAUCACUCCUUCUAAUGCCAACGUAGCCAGACUCUCCUCCGGCACCGCCACUUUUGCUAUUGCCUCGACCUCCAUCCCUUCCGUCAAUCCCAACUCUUACACUCCCGGAGACAUCAAUUCCACGCUCCUUGCCCCCAUUCCUGUCAUAUUUCAGUCUAACAGUGUCCUCCAUUUCUCCCAGAAUGAUGCUUAUGCUUUCAUCUCUGACCAGCAGUCAGACGGCGCGUCCCUGGUGACUGGCUCCCCCAUCCACCACGCGCCCAUGGGUUAUUAUGAUUACCAAGGUCAUUCGUUUGGAAUGGAUGGUGCACCAUCCGCAGGCGCAUAAGCCUUAUACCUCUUUGAUAGUCCACCGAGACCACGAUUCACAAAAACAACGAUAGCGAUGAUCAUUCCCCAUGGCAGAAUCCACUUGUUUUCUUUUAUUUCAUCGACAUUGCUCCUUACUGUUUUCCUGCCGGUGUCUACCUUGUAUUCAAAUAAGAUAUUCUCUUUUCUUUUCUUUGUGCUUUGAUAUCUGUACGUCUGUCGCUUUGAAAUGCUGUUGUAUGUAACAAUCUAUUGUCGUGUCGGAACUGAAUAUCAUCAUUGUGACUCUACGAGAAAGCUGU